Clarias gariepinus (North African catfish) is the source of this 7200-nucleotide messenger RNA. RefSeq names its product microtubule-associated protein tau b (gene maptb). The coding region runs from base 262 to 3081 and encodes 939 amino acids. The record is from RefSeq and is a predicted model, not a curated record. Gene Ontology annotation, biological process: neuron projection development; microtubule cytoskeleton organization. Gene Ontology annotation, cellular component: neuron projection. Lineage: Eukaryota; Metazoa; Chordata; Actinopteri; Siluriformes; Clariidae. The transcript has 13 exons. Gene Ontology annotation, molecular function: microtubule binding.
UGUGUUUAUUAUCUCUGUCUGGUGUUUAUUAUACCAGAAGCAUUUCAAAGCCAGUAUCUUGUCUCUAAGGAAGGACAGAUUAUGGGUGAGAUGGUGAGUUAGAGGUGAUGCAGAUGACGGGAACAUGCAGCUGUUUAUGUAUAAAUAGAUCCGCAGUGUCUUUCGAGUGAUCGAAAGGUCAGUGAACGUGAAGAAUACUCUCGGAUAACUGAAUCACUUCCGUUUCACUGCUGCGUCCUCACAGACUGAAUCCAACUUAAAAUGGAGCACCAGGACAUGAUGAAUUCCGGACAAUACGGCUCUGGGGAGGACGUGGCGUCCCCAAUGGCUGACGUGACCCUCGACGACGGGCCUCAAGAGGACAUGAAGAACGGGACGCCGGCUGACACGAUGCCUACGGACGGCCCGGGAAAAGAAGACCUUUCUCUCACAGAGGAGACAGAGGAGUCAAAGCCUGAACCCACCUCUCUAGACAAAGUGGCAGAGGGUACGGAGCCCAAAGCUGCCCCCAGUCACGAGGAGGUGGUGUCUGCUGCACCAGGAAGAGCAGGAGCAGGUGAAGAUGCAUUAACACCAGAGGGGCUCUCUCCACCACACAGUGGUAGAAGCAGCGCGGUGUCAAUGGACAGGGAAGAGGAGCAUUUGAAUGGGGACAUGGCUGGGUCUGUUAGCCCACAGCAGUCACCCAUGUCCCCACAAGCAUCACAAGCGGCCCCAGCUGACGUUUUAGGGUCGGCGGUGCUGAGCAUUGACAGCCAGGUGAAGACGAGUCCUUCUGAUGAGAUGGUAAGGGAACACAUUCACAGUGAUUUUGAAGAUAAUAAGGGGAAAGAAGAAGUGGAGAAGCAUGAUAAGGAGGAUGAGAGCAAAGCUUUCAGACCCGAUCAUGAGGAAGCGUUAGUGGAUAGUUCUGGCAUGCUGCAUAGUCCUUCUAGCAUAGAUCAACAUGAGAAGCAAGAAAGAGAUGUAGAAGAAGAAGAAUCAGAAGUAGUUCCUCCAGCCCAAAGCACUGUUGUCCCAGAUGUGUCACCACAGAAAGAUGAAUGCUUCGAAAUUAAGCCCUGUGAAAUGCUAUCCCAACCGCAAAUGUCUCAAGAUGAAGCAAAGAAACGAGGCCUGUCAUUCGACUACACAGAGUCCGAGCUUGUUCAUCAGGGAACCCCUGUCUCCUGGGAAAAAGGCUCUGACAAGACUCCCCCAGAGAGCAAAAGUCCUGAUUCCUGCAUGGCUGACCAUGGCUCCCCUUUUUCCCCUAGUACUGCUCCUGAGCACACCCAGGAGUCACCAAUCACUGACCAAAAUGAAGCCCAAGAGUAUGAACCAGUGAAGGAACAGAAACCGAAAGUGAUCAGUAUUCCUACAGUUCAGCAGGAGGUCGAAGUAUGUAAUAUGGAGCCAGAAGUAGUCACCAAACCUGAGGAUUUCAAAGUUGACAAACCUGAGAAAUACAUGGAGACAACUGAAGAAAAAAUUAUUGCUACUGUUGAAGCAGCACAAAGCGCUGAGCCAGAAGAAGCAGCAGCUAUAGCUGAAGUAGAAGUUGGUGCUGGUGAACCAGAAGAAGCAGCAACAACUAGAGCUGAAGUAGAAGUUGGUGCUGGUGAACCAGAAGAAGUAGCAACAGCAGCAGCUAUACCUGAAGUAGAAGUUGGUGCUGGUGAACCAGAAGAAGCAGCAGCAGCUAUACCUGAAGUAGAACUUGAUGCUGGUGAACCAGAAGAAGCAGCAGCAGCUAUACCUGAAGUAGAACUUGAUGCUGGUGAACCAGAAGAAGCAGCAGCAGCUAUACCUGAAGUAGAACUUGAUGCUGGUGAACCAGAAGAAGCAGCAGCAGCUAUACCUGAAGUAGAACUUGAUGCUGGUGAACCCUGUCCUCACGAACCAGUUAAAGCAGCACUAUUGAAAAAAGGACCUGUUAAAGAUACUGUCGUUAAAAAAGCAAAGAAGCCCAUUGCUGCAGGUGAAGCAACUCCUGUCCCCAAACCUACCACAAAACUUGAGAAAGUCCCACCAAAAGACGCUGCACCAGUGCGAAAAACAAGCACCCCGUCCAAAGCCAAGCCUGGAGCAGCAGCAGCUGAUAAAAAGAGUCCUUCCACAUCCACACCAGGCAAAGCUAGAGUCACCUCCGGCAUUAAACGAGCCUCGUCAAUCCCAGUGCCCCCAUCCAAACAUACCUCUGCGUCUCACACUUCCCCAGUUUGUGCCUCAGCCAGAGCCACUUCUCUAAACUCUAGACCACACCCUGUAGGCGCCAAGGAGUCCAGAAUCACAGCGGGUGAUGCUAAGGCGAAGACUAAACCUCAGGGUAUUGGCACCAAAAUCCCCGGAGCAGAAUCCCCUAAAACCCCUGAUCGUAGUGGCUGCAGCAGCCCUGCCACUCCAAAAUCUCCGGCCAGUCGCUGCAGCACACCUGGGCAGCAGGUGAAAAAGGUGGCAGUGGUGCGCACUCCACCGAAAUCUCCUGGCUCUAUCAGAACCAGAGCCCCCAUUGCCCCUGUUGCACCCUUGCCCGACCUGAAGAACGUCAGGUCCAAGAUUGGAUCCACUGAGAACAUCAAACACCAGCCUGGGGGUGGAAAGGUGAACAUCCAAGAAAAGAAGAUGGAUCUGAGCAAUGUGCAGGCAAAAUGUGGCUCCAAAGCCAACAUCAGGCACACUCCAGGAGGUGGCAAUGUUCAAAUUGUGAACAAAAAGAUGGAUCUGAGCAAUGUGCAGUCAAAGUGCGGCUCAAAGGCCAACAUCCACCAUAAACCAGGUGGAGGAAAUGUGGAGAUCAAAACGGAGAAGCUGGAUUUUAAAGCUCAGUCGAAAGUGGGCUCUAUGGAAAACAUUGGCCACACGCCUGGAGGAGGGGCGAAGAAGAUUGAGUCUCACAAGCUGUCGUUCCGUGAGCAGGCGAAGGCCCGCACUGACCACGGCGCCGACAUUGUGGUUAAAUCCCCCUCCAUGUCUGCAGAGGAUUCACCCCGCCCCCUCAGCAAAGUCUCCUCCUCCGGCAGCAUCAACAUGAGCGACUCGCCACAGCUGUCCACGCUUGCAGACCAGGUGACCGCCUCACUCGCUAAGCAGGGCCUGUGAUUCGACCUCGCGCCACGCCGCGCCUCGACCACCUCCCCCACUGAGAUAAACGCAAGGCUGCAACAUGGAAAUAUUUAAAAAAGGGUUAAAAAAAAAAAGGUUUGGAAAAAAAACAAGCAUUUCACCUCAGUCUGUUAUAAAAAAAAUAAAGGGUGCUUCCUGGAUUUCUUCAUGAAUUUUGGUUCUUGACUGCAAGGGACUGAUCAUUAUUAAUGCUAUUGUCUGAUUGUUCUGUCUGAUUAAUUGAACUCAUGUGGUGCUGUGUUGACCUGACCGGUCAGUCACAGCACGCAGAAGCUAAUCUACACUGCUAGAACGUCCGCUUCAUACUGUAUGCCGACUUUCCUUCUCUCUCUCUCUCUCUCUCUCUCUCAGCUUAGUUGCCUUAUUGUGAAAGCUUCUCCUUCAUUAUUGUUCAUCAAUUCAUUUUACAUUAACUAGUAGGGAUUCAUCAUUUAAAAAAAAUAUAUACAUGUAUUAAUAAAUACUACCUGAAAUUGGACUGUGAGGGAGAAAACAAACCAAAAUGAGCUACAAGUAAGCAUGGAGUCUGUCUUAACCACUAACGAUGAGAAUGAUUUAGCGACUCGUUGACAUUCUGGCAUGUUUCAUUCCCGACUCAUACAAAUGAUCAAGCUGUGAUACAUUAAACCAACCGCUAAACUGGAAACAAUUGAUGUGUGAAGAUCAAAGUGCUCACUUAACUAAUUAAUUAUUUAAAAAAAUAUGGCAAACGUUGAAACCAUGAUAGCAGAACUGAUGCAUUUUGCUUAGGAGCUUUAGAAUUAAAAUACUAAACUGAGUACCUCACUGCAACUAUCGCACAAUUCAAAUACACGAAGAAAAACAAUUCAAUCAUUGUGUAGGUCGGAAAUGAUUGACAGCUGCGCAAGUGUUUUGAACUCACCGAAAGCCCCGACCCUUACUCAAUGUCACCUUAGUAAUGUGUUGAUCUGCGUUUUCGACGCGAUGUUUUUUUCUGCACCUGAGAGACGCAGUCUGCCUUUCUGUCAGCGUUUUGAUUUCGAUAACAUGAAACUAAUAUUAAAUUAAAUAAAAUUGUUUAUCCUGUUGACUUUCUAACGCUUCAAGUUUUAAAUUUAGAAAUAAGAACUAUUUGCCAAUAAAACAAGGCAGGUGAACCUUAUUACAUUCAAAUACAUUUAAUAUUUUUUACCCUCAUUAACAUGACAUUUUUGCAGUAUAUAGAUACAUUCAACAGGCUUCAAUAAGAAAUAGCUAAAAAAAAAAAAGAAAAAAAAAAAAAAACAAACACAUGAAAUUCAACAAAUUAACUGUUGAAUUGGAGACCUACACAUUCUGCUUUAGGGUUGGCCGGUCUGAGAUAGCGAAUAAAGAGCAUAAAGUUUAGACCUGUUUUUUUUUUCAUUCUCUCUGUAAGGUUUCCAUCUUUAUUAGAACCCGGUACCAGACUUAUGCGAGCGUGAGAAGAGUUACUUGUGACAUUUGCUUGUCUUCAGCCUCAAAUGUGAAUCCGUGCAUUUUGCUGUACUGUAAAUGUAAAAAACAUACACAAACACAAAGCUUUACACUUUAUAUAUUUAAUGUACAGUUCAGCCAGUCAGUACCACAUUAGGAUUAACUCCAGCGAUCCCGUGUGUGCUCCUGAUAAGCCGCUUUAAUAAACACAUUACUCGGUGUGAUUGAAUGCGACCCUGCUCGGAAAAAUGGUUCACCGAAUAUUACACGUAAGCAAAAGUUUCCGCUUUCUUUUUGGUGUCUAAAGUUUACUAACACAUCUAACAAGUCAUAAAAGCUUCUAACUUUUAGCUAAAUAACAAAUCGUAAUCAACAUACACGUUCUGGAGCUGUUAGUUUACGCGGGUUUCCCCCUCGUGGUUUGCAGCUCAGUAUUCCUAGCGAACUUUCCCAUCACAUGGCAGUUAACGAGUCAGGGCGAAGACUCCGAUGUGCUUCGUCCAAGAGAUGAAGUCAGGUAUAUGCAUUUUUUUAAACUGUUGCGUCACAGGAGAAAGAAAAUGCAAGAAAGAAAAACUCUCAGAACAGAGUUCACAGAAGUCUCUGAUUGGUUGGUAUGACUGUGAUUGACAGGGAGGAGAUACUGUAACACUCCACGCAACUAAAGACUUUCAUAUACGUGGCUUUGAUGUGACACCAUGUGGCAACCUGAAAUUUAUUUAAAUAACUAAACAAUUAAGUCUUCACCCUUAUUGUCAGACUUGUGUAGGAGGCGUGGCUUUGAUUGGCGCGAAUGUUUUACCCCCCUUUUGACGGGCAGGAGUUUAUUCUGCUAUUAUAAUCUGUACAAAUAAUAAUAAUACAAUGAAAUGAUAUCGAAACUAUUUAGACCUUAAGUUUCUUUUUUCGCAGAUCCACAUAUUUUCCUUUUUCUUCAGACACCAAACGUUUUCAGCGAAACUUUGCGUACAUGUCCUGUUCCCGUCUAAAAUCGAUUUUAUCAUCAAGGUGACGAUGAUUUAAAACAACAGCAUAAAAAAAAAAAAAAAAAAACUACAGAGAUGAGACAGAGAAACCUGGACAAGCUACAGCAUGUAGAAACAGUAGAGUGUGUGUUUCCAGGAUGUUUAGAUUGGGAAUGAGCUCCUGGACAGUCUUUGUGAUUACAGCAGCAGGUACAACAUGGAAAAAUCAGACAACAAAACAAAAAAAUGAUCACGUUGUUGGUGUGACGGAUGUUACAACUGUUUACCUUCGCGUUAAUCUUUGCAUGCAGUCCGGCUCCAGUGAGCAUGUGAAUAUAAACCCGAUCCAUUCUCGCCAUAUCCACGAUCACGCUAGAUUAAUAUUGCAAGUCGUAAAAGAUAAACCGGUAACGAUGAGCAUGAAAGAGAGUGAAAGUUCUGAUCAAAAACAAAACAAAAACAAAAAAGUGCCUCCCUUUUCCUUGCUCACUAAAUGUGUGAUUCAUGUACAUAGUGAACGCUGAGGAUGAAAUUUUUAGGGUAAAGAAAAAAAAUACAAGAGCUGCUAAAAUCCUGUUCUAAAUGAUGCCUUUCUGUAGUUAAACGAUCCAUCAGCUUCAACUCAUCACCUGCAGUUUAACAUCACACACAGACAUGAUCUGCUCUUACACGCAUUCGACGAAAGAAAACAAAAUCAUGCAAAAAAUCCAAACUAAGCAUUCGUUAAAAGUGUACCUGUAGAUGUGAGACAUGCUAGAAAAGAGCGCAUUCCUUUCUCUUUUUAUUUCCUGAUAUUUAUUACCUUUUUUAUAUCUUUAACGCACCUCGGCUUUAUUUCUUUUUGAUAUUUAAGUAAAAGAAAAAAAUAACAAGGAUGUGAAUGAGUAUCAAUGUUACAGAGAGAGACAGAGACAGAGAGAGAGACGCUGCUUCCUGUCUGCUGAAUCACACGUCUAAAAAGAGACGGUGCAUAAAAUAAAAACAGGAGAAGAGAUGCUUAAAAGGGAAACUUGAACAAUAAUCUAGGCAUUGGGUCUCACAGUGUCGUACUGGCCGUUGUGUACGAGUGCACCAAUCCUGCAGGUGGCGCUCUGCAAAAGAUUACACUAAUUUCCAUGAAUACAGGGAGAAGAUGGUCAUGCAUCUGGGAUUGAAUUGGGUCACAAUUAUGUCAUAGUUUAUCUGCAUGGUGUACGCUGAGGCCUUUAGUAGAUCAGCCUGUUCCUUUACCCGUUCAUAAGAUGAUAGAGGGGGAGGGGAACCAACCGGCCAAAGCUUUUACCAGGACUCGUCAAGAUCACAGGAACGAGUCCUCAGAAUACUGGAGAAUUUCUUUGUUUUUAAAACAACAGAAGUAAAAUGUCUGCUCAAAUUUGUAGGCCUUAAAUCAUUGAUCAUGCAUUGUGCAUCGCUAAAUCUCUGUACUGUGUGCUAUUAUGGAAUCACCUGCUGAACCUUCUCCUCAUUAAAACAUAACUAGAGAAAAGUACAUCAUGUGUAAAGCAGGCCGAUGGAUUUGAUCAGGACAGGGAAAGCGAUGUCUCUCUGUCUCUGUCUCUUUUUCCCUCAGAAUCUGCGCUGAGGUUUUCCCAGUCCACUCUGAGCUUAACGGUUGUGAUUGUCCUCACUGUAUUUGUGCGUUUUAUUAGUUCCUUUACAUUCACUCUGGCUGCUGUGAACCCGGAUUUGGAAAUAAAGUUGGUAUUGAACCCCC